Messenger RNA from Diachasma alloeum, 1965 nucleotides. RefSeq lists its product as uncharacterized. The transcript has 4 exons. The record is from RefSeq and is a predicted model, not a curated record. Lineage: Eukaryota; Metazoa; Arthropoda; Insecta; Hymenoptera; Braconidae. Bases 1 to 1965 code for a protein of 654 amino acids.
AUGUCCAAACGUGUGACAAGUGUCAGACCUGAAAUCUUGCAUCGUCUUUUGAGUGAUUUUACCCUGCCAGUGAAAACUGAGGUGAACAGUCUUUCGGGGAAAAAAAGACAACGAAGCCCCAGGCAAUCUAAGUUGGGUGAGGAAACAGGUAGCCCUGAAGAAACAAAACGAGCAAAAUCUACUCUCAAUCUAUCUAGCCCUGAAUCUGACUCUGACUCCCAUACCCCAACUAAAUUGUCUCCUAGAUCGUACAGCCAGAACUCAAUUCUCUCAAGUGCUCCGAGUCCUCCAUCCCCACUUGCAUCAGUGAAAAUUCCAGACUUUACUACUCAAACCCUGGCUCAAUCAUUCACUUGGCUGGCAGAGCAGUUGAUUUUGUCGAGAAAAAAUGAUGCUGAACGAGAGGAGCGCCUAAAUAAGGUAGUGACUGAUGGUCUCAAAGAGGUCAACGAGAAAAUUGGAAGAAUAAAUACGAAAGUCAAUUUUCUGGCUGGCAAACACGACAAAAUUGAAAAAAAAAUAAAAAAAUUGGGAAAUGCUGACUCUAAUGUUGCUAGCCUAGAGGAGCAUCCUGUCAUCGCUCAGAUACUCAACAGAGUCUCCGAAUUGGAGAAGCCUCUGCCUAAUCAUGCUGAGGACCCUAGACUUCGUGAGGAGAUCAAUCGAAUAUCUGCUACACUGGAUUCACAAAUCAGCUUCAUCCGUAGGAACAAUGUCAUCAUCAGCGGCUUUGAAACUGCAUCACCAGACGUGAUCGAGAAGGCGAACCACUUCCUUGCCACCACAUUUAAACUUCAGCCUACAUGUGGCGAUUUCAACUGCAGAAUUGCGGAUCUGGAUAAAUUUGUGGACCAGGAAUUGAUCAGGGCUUCUAUGCUCUCUAGCUAUAGAAUUUCGAGGGACCAGGGAACGCCUUCCCACAAAAUCAAGAGGAAAAUGUUGCUGGAGUUCAUACUGGACAAUGGGUUUGUCCUCAUGAAUGGACGAUCACCUGGAGACGAAGAGGGGAAUUUCACAUUCUGCGGAGCACAGGGCUUGAGUACGGUUGACCUAGUUUGGGGUAAUCAACAGGCGAUACGCAUAGUGCACUCCAUGACUAUCAACGAUUUUUCCUUCAACUCUGACCACUUUCCAGUGUCCGCAUCGGUCAAGUUCAGGGGUUACUCCGGACGGCCUACAUGGAAUAACCAACCAGAAAUAGUGGAUUCAUCCGGAAAUUCAGAACUACUGAACACUUGCAUUAUCGAGGCUGCAGCCCAUGCUGGAAUGACAUCUGCACGAAACACAGCCGCCCUGCCAGGCAUUCAGCCCAGACGCAAGCCUUGGGAAGACAGCGAAUACAGAGUUAAGAAGGCUACAAUGAACAAAUCACAACGAUUACUGAGACGAUCGAGCUACAUGGAUGCUGAUUUGAUUGCCCAGUUUCAUCUGAACAUAUUGGAGUACAGAAAUUGUCGCAGAAACAAAAUAAAGAUACACACCAGGGCAAUAAGAGAUAAAAUUGCGAACGUUAAAAACUCUGCAGUUUUGGAGCACAACGUCACGCACACGGAUCUGGAUCAAAACAUUGAACUGGCAGAAGUGAAACUAGCUAUUAAGUACAGUAAACCUGGCAAGGCACCAGGUCCUUAUGGAAUAACGAAUGAAUUCCUCAAAAAUCUCACAGAGUCUCAUAUCGUUUUUCUCACGUCAAUCUUAAAUCAGGCUUGGAAUACUGGUGUGGUACCUGAAGAGUGGUCGGGAGCAGCUAUCUCCAUGCUGUUCAAGAAACGCAACGCAGAUGACCCCGGGAAUUACCGAGGUAUUGCCCUCAUUAACAACUCGCUCGAACUUUUGACAGGGAUCGUUCAGAAACGUUUAGAGACUUGGAUGGAAUCAUGCAGACUUCUCCCAGAGGAACAAGCAGGGUUUAGAAGUGGUAGGGGAUGUCUAGACCAAACUUUUACCCUCCAUGCAGCGAUAUAG